This is a messenger RNA of Sinocyclocheilus anshuiensis, 5556 nucleotides long. RefSeq names its product membrane associated guanylate kinase, WW and PDZ domain containing 2a (gene magi2a). The record is from RefSeq and is a predicted model, not a curated record. Bases 1 to 4530 code for a protein of 1509 amino acids. Lineage: Eukaryota; Metazoa; Chordata; Actinopteri; Cypriniformes; Cyprinidae. Gene Ontology annotation, molecular function: SMAD binding; beta-1 adrenergic receptor binding; type II activin receptor binding. The transcript is spliced from 22 exons. Gene Ontology annotation, cellular component: cytoplasm; dendrite; cell-cell junction. Gene Ontology annotation, biological process: signal transduction; receptor clustering.
AUGGAGACUCUUACCAUCCACAGAGACGGAUCGUGCAACUUUAGUGAGCCGACUGAACGGAUUACACGCUUUCAUGGCUGCUCUCCUGUCACAUUAACAACUCCAAACAUGUCCAAAAGCCUGAAGAAGAAAAGUCACUGGACUAACAGAGUCCACGAGGUCGUGUUAUCCAGGGGUCCGAGUGGUGAUCUUGGGUUCGAGCUGCAGGGAGGCGCGGAGAAUGGACAGUUCCCCGUUAUCGGAGAGGUGAAACCGGACAGGCGCAAACUGCACCAGGACGAGCUACUUCUGGAGGUCAAUGAUACUCCAGUGGCCGGACUGACCAUCAGGGAUGUGUGGGCUGUGGUCAGACACUGCAAAGACCCUGUGCGCCUUAAGUGUGUCAAGCAAGGAGGUGUUGUAGAUAAAGAUCUCAGGCAGUAUCUCAACCUGCGUUUCCAGAAGGGCUCUUUGGACCAUGAGCUGCAACAAAUAAUUCGGGACAACCUCUAUCUUCGUACGGUACCCUGUACAACCAGACAGCCUAAAGAAGGAGAGGUUCCGGGAGUAGACUACAACUUUGUGACCGUUGAGCGGUUUGUGGAAUUGGAGAGAAGUGGAGCUUUGCUGGAAAGUGGAACUUAUGAAGAUAACUAUUACGGCACCCCGAAGCCCCCGGCAGAGCCCAGCCCACUGCUGCUGAAUGUAGCUGAGCAGCUGUUGCCAGGCGCUACACCCAGAUCACAGGGCAAACGCAGACGUAACAAGUCCGUCAGCAACAUGGAGAAGGCUGGCAUCGAGCCGCCUGAAGAGGAAGAGGAGGAGAGGCCCGUCAUCAACGGCAACGUAGUGGCCAUCACCCCAGAGUCCAGUGAACAUGAAGACAAGAGUACAGACGCCUCAGGAGAGAUGCCCACCACAUGCCCCUCCGAGACCUCCACAGAUGCCCCUAAAGAAGAGACAGAACCACCAAAAUCACCUCUCAAACUGGACGAGAAUGACGAGUUGGAUCCUCUGCCAGAUAACUGGGAGAUGGCUUACACUGAGAAAGGAGAAGUGUACUUUAUAGACCACAAUACGAAGACGACGUCCUGGUUGGACCCCCGGCUUGCGAAGAAAGCGAAGCCCCCUGAAGAAUGCAAAGAGAACGAGCUUCCUUAUGGCUGGGAGAAAAUCGAUGACCCUGUUUAUGGAACCUACUAUGUUGAUCACAUAAACAUGCAGAGUCAGGGCUUGUCCUCUCUCCCCCUACCUACAGUCUACAGAGAGAAGCCUCUGUUCACGCGGGACCCCACGCAGCUGAAGGGCAGCUUUCUGUCUACAGCCCUACAGAAAAGCAACAUGGGAUUUGGCUUCACUAUCAUCGGUGGUGAUGAACCAGAUGAGUUCUUACAGGUCAAAAGUGUCAUACCGGACGGGCCUGCUGCACAGGAUGGGAAAAUGGCUACAGGAGAUGUGAUUGUCUACAUUAAUGAUGUCUGUGUCCUGGGCACCACCCACGCUGAUGUGGUGAAGCUUUUCCAGUUGGUGCCAAUCGGACAAAGCGUAACACUCGUCCUUUGCAGGGGUUACCCUCUUCCGUAUGACCCGGAGGACGCAGCCAGCACUUUGCUGUCCCCCCUCAGUCUAAUUGAUCGCCCUCUGCUGGUCAACGGAAGGAAUAGCUACGACAGCUACAUGGAGUACAUCUCCCGCACCGCUCGCUUCAUCGACCCAAUCCAAACAACGUUGGUGCAGCCUCACCCUGGAGACACCCACCUGGACGCCGGACUGCUGGAGGACAGCGUCUCAAUGGCGUCGUCAGGGGCGGCCGGAGGAGAGCUGCUAACAGUUACCAUGGUGAAAGGGGCGGAUGGGUUUGGAUUCACCAUAGCAGACAGUAAUGGAGGACAGAGGGUGAAGCAGAUUCUGGAGGCGCAGGGGUGCCCGGGGCUGUGCGAGGGCGAUCUGAUUGUGGAAAUUAACCAGCAAACCGCGCUAACGCUGUCACACACACAGGUGGUGGAGCUGCUAAAAGAGUGUCCUGUUGGAGCUGAGUCCACGUUGGUUGUGCAGAGAGGAGGGGCAGGUCACUUUUCACCUUGGAAGACUUCUAAACAGGUCGUGGAACAUUGGGAUCCUCACAGCAGUCCCACAACCAGUCUAUCUAUCCAUGCUCUCCCUCACAGCGCUCCAUAUCUGCACUGGCCCUCAGGUCCAGAGUUUGACCUGACCAAGCCUGACCCCUAUGACCUGUAUGAGAAGUCCAGGGCUAUCUAUGAGAAUAGGCAGCCAGGGCUUCCUCGAGGAGCUCUCCUAGCUGACCCUUCCGAGUUCCAGGAGGUGGAGGUGCACUUGCGCAGACAGAAGUCCGGUUUUGGCUUCAGGAUCCUGGGCGGAGAGGAACCAGGACAGCCUGUGAGUCCGGAGGCUCAGAAGAAGAUCCUGAUUGGUGCAGUCAUCGAGAAGAGCCCAGCAGAUAAAGACGGGCGUCUCCGGCCAGGAGACGAGCUGAUGUCAGUCGAUGGGAUCCCUGUGGCUGGAAAACCCCACCGUUACGUCAUUGACCUCAUGCACGGGGCGGCUCGGACUGGGCAGGUUAAACUCACUGUACGACGGAGAAUUCAGUCCACAGGUGAACACUGUCCAGAGAAUGGCCGCAGUCCUGGAUCGACCCAGCACAGUUCCCCGAGGAGUGACUUCAACUCCAGAAUGUUCUAUAACAACUCCGCCCCCUUGCAAAACUCUGCCCCAUCCACCACAGGCUCCUCCCCACCAGACACUGUAGCCAAUCACAAUCUGCAGCCUAGUGAUGUCACCAUCCAGCGCAAGGAGAGCGAAGGGUUCGGAUUCGUUAUUAUCAGUUCACUGAACAGGCCUGAAUCUGCAGCUGCUGCUGCCGUACCCCAUAAGAUCGGCCGGAUCAUUGAGGGAAGUCCAGCAGACCACUGUGGGAAGCUCAGGGUUGGAGAUCGUAUUUUGGCCGUCAACAAUCAGUCUAUCGUCAACAUGCCACACGCCGACAUCGUCAAACUGAUCAAGGACGCGGGACUCAGCGUCACACUCAGGAUCAUCCCUCAGGAGGAGACAAACAGCACGCCUUCUGCAGGCAGCUCAGAGAAGCAGAGCCCUAUGGCCCAGCCCAGUCCAGUUUGCCAACCCAGCACUGUGAACCAGACGGGUGCUGCCCAUCCACCCAACUCCACCCCUCAACCCAACUCUGCACCUCAGCCCGGCCCCAUAAUGCAGCCUAGUUCAGAAGCACAACCGAGCCCUGUCACUCAAACCAGCCCAGCUAAUCAGCCUAGCUCAGUGACCCAACAGAACCCGCCCACCCAGCCAUCCGCAGUGCCAGUACAGAUCUACAGCAAUGACAGCAGCUACAGGUCAGAGGUGAAAGCAAGACAGGAUGUAAAACCUGAUAUUCGGCAGCCGUUCACUGAUUACCGGCAGCCCCCGGUGGACUACCGACACCCUCCUGUAGCAGACUACCGACAGCCACCAACGCUCGAUUAUAGACACCCCCCGCUGCUGGACUACAGACAGCUGUCCACUGACCCUCGCACCUUCCCCUUACCCGACUACAGGAUGCCACAGGAUUUUGAUUACUUCACGGUUGAUUUAGAAAAGGGUAUGAAAGGUUUUGGCUUUAGUAUCCGUGGAGGCCACGAGUAUAAGAUGGACCUGUUCGUUCUACGAUUGGCUGAAGAUGGACCAGCAAUACGCAAUGGAAGAAUGAGGGUUGGUGAUCAGAUCAUUGAAAUAAAUGGGAAGAGCACGAGGGAUAUGACCCACGCUCGGGCCAUUGAACUCAUCAAAUCGGGUGGCCGUAGAGUUCGCCUGCUGCUCAAGAGAGGCACAGGGCAGGUCCCUGAGUAUGCAGAUAGUCCCACCCCCUGGGAUGCUCACACUACAGCCUCCCCAAGUCUGUCGGAAGUAGCACCACCCCUCGACAGCUUACCUAAUCCAUCAGCUUCUUCUCAUAUGAACCCACCCACCGACCCACCUCAUACAUCGUCCUUGGAAGCAGUAGGUCCAGACUGUUCCCAGGGUCCUAGAGGCCCAGAGGAUAAGGCUUUAGAGCAGGCCAGUGUGGGGAAGAGGUCAGCCCUGGCAGGUGGAGUUGGGUGUGGGACCAAGCAGAGGGAGGGUAGCAGGACCAACCGUCGCUCUAGUGGAGGGAAGAGCCAGCAACAAUACCUUGAUGAGCUUGCGGGAGAGCCCAAAUCCCACAAAAGCAGCCGGGCGAAGUCCAAGGAGCGCAGGAGGGAGCGGAGCAACACACCAUCUCGAAAGCGAGACUCGCCUAAAACUUCUCCAGAUGACACCAACAUGAAUGGGGGAAACGGAUGCCUAGAUGGUUGCAACAACCAACAUGGAGCUCUGGUGCCAUUCAAAGCCCUACCAAAGGAACCAGAGAAAGGGCAAAUGAGUUGUCCCAGCCACAACUCCAAGACCAGCAGCAGUGCAUCAGGCAGGAAGGCCACAGUAUCCCCUGGGCCAUGGAAGAUCCCUGGUUCGGACAAGCUACCCAGUACCCUGUGCUCAGCCACCUCCACCAUCAGCAGAUAACAUCUCAUCAGAAUCUCAGGCCCAAGUUUACACCUUACUUUUGGCCUUGACUUCUUGACAUCUUUGGGACUGGUUGGGCUUGGGCUCUUCUUGAUUGGUUUUCACAGGCUUGCUCUACUUGGAAGAGAUUGGUUUUAACCAUGACCAGGUACCACCCUUCCACAAUCCUCACUAAAGACCUUUCCAUGCAUUUCUAGACAGAGCAUUUUUUAUUUAUAUUUUAUUCUAAGUUAUUUUAACAGAUAGGACACCCACCACCUUAAGAACUGGAAGCAUCCACUCCAAAAAUGGAACCACGUUGGAAUGAGUGAAGCAUGUUGUGUGCAAAAAGAAUCCCAGACUUGUUUAAACUUAGGGAAAAGCACUCAAGAUUCAGAGAUGUACAUGCAUAGAGAACCACUAACUCUUGAACCACCACUGGUGGCUACAGCAAUUUUUAUACGCUUUCAUUAAAAAAUGAAGAAUACUGAAGGAGUUGCCUGAUAUAUAGUUUUUGUGUAUUUGAAGAAUGAAUAUGAUUAAAAAGAUUCUAUAUGAGCGGACACUCGACUAUGGAACUCUGCCUUAAAGACUGACCUGCAGAUGUCUGUAUAAGGGUCGGUAAAAUGAAUAUAGAAAUAGAUAUAUUAUAUGACUGCAUAUAUGUGAGACAUAUUGUAAAUAUGGUCUUUACACACCAUUGUGAGCCCAUACUGGAGUAUUGAUAUCAUACACAGUGUAAGAGUGUAAUCUAGAAUUCAUUCCUACUCCACUUUAAGGUGCGUUCCCACUGACAGCGAUAUAAACUUGAGUGGUUGCUAAUCGGUGUUACUACUCAACUUCAAUAUAGAACUCUAACAGGAAACAGAUCACAUGACCUUCACUGUCUACACUGACAUUGGUAGUUGAAGCCUCAAGUUCAAGAUCAACACCAACGGUCGAUUGUGUCUCUUAAAAUCGCAAACUCUCAUUGAUGAUUUAUGACUACCAGUUGCUGCAAAUCGCUGUCAGUGUGAGUACCCAAUUUCUGAAGGAGCCACUGAGCCU